GGCGGCGUUUUGCGUUUCCGGUUUUGGGGCGGCCAGCGAGUAGGGAGGCGGAGUAGUUGGUUUGGUGCGGUAGCCGCUGGGCAAAUCUUCUAUUACUCAGGAAAUAUGAUACGCUUCAUUCUGAUUCAAAACCGGGCCGGCAAGACGAGGUUAGCCAAGUGGUACAUGAACUUUGACGACGAUGAGAAGCAAAAGCUGAUCGAAGAAGUUCACGCCGUCGUCACGGUCCGAGAUGCCAAGCACACGAAUUUCGUCGAGUUCCGCAACUUCAAGAUAGUGUACCGGCGCUACGCUGGCCUCUACUUCUGCAUCUGUGUGGACGUGCACGACAACAACCUGGCCUACCUCGAGGCCAUCCACAAUUUUGUGGAAGUGCUGAACGAGUACUUCCACAACGUUUGUGAGCUGGACCUCGUCUUCAACUUCUACAAGGUGUACAGUGUCGUGGACGAGAUGUUCCUAGCCGGCGAGAUCCGAGAGACGAGCCAGACUAAAGUCCUCAAACAGCUGCUGGUCUACAACUCGCUGGAGUGAAGCGGGCUGGGCGCAAACACACACACACGGAAAAAAAAAAAAAGCUCGCUUCUCCUUCCACCUCACCACGCACUGACAUGCAUGCAGAAGGGAAAACGGACAGGUUCGACCGGGAGAGAAGAGAGGCAGCGGCAGGCCGGCGGCACCAGUGACGGCGCGCACGUCGACAAAACAACCACAUUCCCCUUUGAACUGCUUCCACGUCGCGCGUUUGUUUGCGGAAGAGACUCUCUGGCAUGCCGAGUCUUCCGCCUUUUGAGUACAUCCCUCCUUUCUUUUCGUUCUGCAGUUGCCUGGCCGCUGCACGCGCCUCUCCGUUUUACUCACUAGCACUCGCGCGCCAACGGCACCAGCAAUACUCGUCUCCUUCCCAAACUCUAGGUGCCCGUCCCCCUCACAACCUCGAUGCUCUGAAGUGCGAUGCAUGCUUUCUUCUCUUUGCCGAUCUGUUUCAGAAGGGUUAGGUUCUCGGUACGGAUUGUCGGGCCCGUCAGACUUCUUUUGCGGUCACUAAAAAGCUGCAAUGGGGAGCCGCAUUCGAAAUGCCAGCGCGAGUGCAGCUAUGCCGACGUUUUGUUAGCUCGACGAUGACAAAUUUGUUUUUGGUCGGCGCAAGCGUCAAAACCGCACUCUGAAAACGGCUGUGAUCUUUGGGGGGUACCUUUCUGUCACACAGCAAUGAUCAUCUGCGGUCUUGUUUCACCGUCACUUCCGGUACUGCCAUGUCUCGGGCGUCACACAGGCUAUCAUUGCGACAGCUUUCUUUAGAGGUAAGUGGCGAGGUUUUUCGAAGCAAACACAAGAGAGCUUGAAAACGAUUAUUGUUGUGUGACAAAGGUUCUCCAAAGCAUGCAACUGUUAUUAGAGUGCAAGACUGGCUGCCCUGCUUUUUUUUUUUCUCUUUUUAUCAAACCUUUUUUUCUUUAGGAGUUUGUCGGUUUUCUUUUCAAGUUAGCAGUUCUUUCUUUUCAGGUUGGUGCAGUUCAGGACACAGCGACGCUUGUUGCAUAGCAGCACAGCCGAAGCUCAAAGAACGCGUGUCAGUGACCACUUUCACGAGCACAACGUUAACUUAACGUCUACGGCACGGCGGUUGCCGCAAACGAAAGUGUGUACUUAAUUGCAAACAUUGCUUUUCCGUAAACACGUCUAGCUUGUAUCUUCUGUUGAGUGAAAUAAGGCAGUUGUACAGAGAGCAUUGCCUCUUUUGACACACUAACCCGCUGCACGAAUGCUGUUAUCGACAGUUUAACUAGCUUUCUCCCUCUUCACUUGUAAUAGUUUAAGCUGCACAAGAGUUAACGUGUAUCUUUCUGUGUCGCUCGCUGUUCGUGUACAUCGAUCCAAGGUAAUGUUGACUGCUUGGUUAUGGAGUGCACCGCAGGUCAACUCGUACGGCUUGCGUGUGGCACUGUGAUGGUUUUUGUGGAGGGACUCGGGGGAAGGGGGGUUGUGGGAAGCUGUACCAGUGGUGUGUAGUAUUAUGUAAAGUCAUAACCUGUAUAACAAAUGUGUACAUAAAAUGCCUAUCCUUACCGAUAA
Rhipicephalus sanguineus (brown dog tick) is the source of this 2076-nucleotide messenger RNA. RefSeq names its product AP-2 complex subunit sigma (gene AP-2sigma). Gene Ontology annotation, biological process: clathrin-dependent endocytosis; intracellular protein transport. Gene Ontology annotation, molecular function: clathrin-cargo adaptor activity. The record is from RefSeq and is a predicted model, not a curated record. Lineage: Eukaryota; Metazoa; Arthropoda; Arachnida; Ixodida; Ixodidae. The transcript is spliced from 4 exons. The coding region runs from base 106 to 534 and encodes 142 amino acids. Gene Ontology annotation, cellular component: AP-2 adaptor complex; membrane coat; intracellular membrane-bounded organelle.